AUGGCGGAUUAUGUCCUGCCAUGCCUGCCACAGGCUCGAGAUUCCAGCAAAUGGUGGACCUGGGAAUUGACUGAGGGGAUGGAACCAGUGCCGGUAUACGAUGACACGAUGACGGUCUAUUUAAGCAACAAAAUGGCCGCGGAGGUGCGCAUCACAUGUCUAUUGGAUGCAGGACUGGGUCAUGGUCCAGAUGGCUGA
Messenger RNA from Penicillium vulpinum, 198 nucleotides. RefSeq lists its product as uncharacterized. The transcript is spliced from 2 exons. The record is from RefSeq and is a predicted model, not a curated record. The coding region runs from base 1 to 198 and encodes 65 amino acids. Lineage: Eukaryota; Fungi; Ascomycota; Eurotiomycetes; Eurotiales; Aspergillaceae.